Messenger RNA from Ixodes scapularis (black-legged tick), 996 nucleotides. RefSeq lists its product as uncharacterized. The record is from RefSeq and is a predicted model, not a curated record. The coding region runs from base 1 to 996 and encodes 331 amino acids. Lineage: Eukaryota; Metazoa; Arthropoda; Arachnida; Ixodida; Ixodidae. The transcript has 5 exons.
AUGCCGAGCGCGUGCGGUGUUCCGCGUUGUCCCAACCGGUGUCUAACCGCUGCUAUGAUCAAAUUCAAAAACAUUCAGUUCCAUCGUUUGCCGGGUGAGGAACGUCUCACAGCUGAGUGGUGUCAGCGCAUCGAUAGAGAGGAUCCCGGUCAGGCAGGGGUGCGCGUGUGCUCCGAACACUUCGACGGCGACCGCGAUUACCGGCGUAUAGGAAGCGUCCUUCGGGAUGCCGGGCAGACUGUGAAGAGAGCUCUUCUCAAGUCCGACGCAGUUCCUUCUCUUCGACUUCCCCCCACUGUGAAGCGUAACAUCCCUUCAAUGGAGGACCCAACGUCAAAACGCCGAAAACUUCUUGACGAUGACCCGAUUGAGGAGCUGGGCUUCAAAGGGAAUGCACCUUGUGAGCACGACUGCCAUUGCCGUCACCGACCGACGACAAGCGAUGCAGCGGUUCAGGCCGACCUGCAAGAGAAGCCGAAGGUUCCGACCCCGGCUGUUUUGAAAGACAGUUCUGUGGGAACGGAUCCAAGGCUGGGAAAAAGAUCAGUCGGCACGCAGGCAAACUCCUAUGCCAGAGGCGUCACUAGCCACCACGUUCAGACAGAAGCUUUGGAGCUACCUGGCAGUUGCAGCGCCACUGCCAGCAUCAGUACCACCACCACUGCUGCUGUAUCUGCCUCCUUCCCCACAACCACCACGGCCACCACCACUGCCCCUCAAAUGCCACCACAAGGGACCAUCCUGACACCUGCCACUAGCCCAGUGUGGAUGGACGAGCAGGGCAAGCUGUUGGAGGAGCUCCACGACCAGCCCCUUGAUCUUGCCGGCGACGGGGGGUGCGACUCCCCUGGUUACUGCGCAAAGUACCUGAUGUACUCCCUGCACGUUCCUGGUCUCAACAAAAUCUUGCACUUCGAGCACGUUCAGGUGGGAGAGAUAAUUCUGUUACUAACAUGUACAGCAAUGCUCACAAUUGGUGCUAAGCUGUUAAAUUAG